GGAGCAGCGGCAGUCGACAAGUGCAGGGCGUUCUCCGGCUGUACAAAAGCCUCCCAUGUGUGGGCCAGAGCUCAGAGCAGCGCAGGGAUGUGCAGGUGUGCAUUCACAUAGCAAGGUGAGCUGCGAAUAUCUUGCCAGCGAGAUCAUUUCUUGCACAACUCUCUGGUCCUGUGCAGCCUGGCAGACCUUUUGCUUUUCCUUUCACUGCUUGUUUCCAAACAUGCCUCCAGAGCAGAGCAUCUGAGGAGCUGUUUCCCCACGUACUGUUUCCUCACGUGCUUCUGAAAGCAGCUCUCUCCAAGAAGAGGUGGUGACUGGCAGCGUGGUGGGAAUAAUGGCAAUGAGGACAUGGAUUGAGCCAGUGGUUGCGGGUUCCCAAGUGGCCAGUGCCUUCUACGACACAGCACUGUUGCUGGUAGUGAAGAACUACUACAACCAGACCAACAGCACUGCUCCCUCCCACGUCCUGGAAGAUGCUCAGCAGAAGGCUGUAUCUAACUUUUAUAUCAUCUACAACCUAGUUCUGGGCCUGAGCCCACUGGUGUCAGCCUAUGGCUUGUCCAAGCUGGGGGAUAGGAUACAUAGGAAGAUCCCCAUCUGCUUCCCUCUUCUUGGUUAUUUGGGCUCCAAGACUCUCCUGCUCCUCCUGAUCCUGCUGGGCUGGCCAGUGGAGGUGAUGUAUGGGGCUGCUGCCUUCAAUGGCCUGACAGGAGGCUUCACCACACUUUGGGCAGGCAUCAUGGCUCUGGGAUCCUUGGGGUCCUCUGAAAGCAAGAGGUCUCUGCGGCUCAUCAUUAUUGAACUGGUGUACGGCCUGGCUGGCUUUUUGGGAAGCAUGGCAUCUGGCUACCUCUUUGUUGGCUUCAAUGACCGCUAUCGAGAAGGGACCGUGCUGGUGUGCUGCAGCAUUGCUUGCUAUGCCUUCUGUCUCCUCUACACCAUUUUUGUCCUCACAGUCCCCAAGCCAGCAGCUUCCUGCCCAGCCAAAGCCAAGAGUGCAGGGCAGGUGGGUGGUCAGCCAGCAGAAGCAGCAAUAGCAGGCAGUUCCCAACCUUCAGAGGGCAGCAUCUCCACUCCAGUAUCACCCUCGAAACUCAUCAUCAUCCUGCUGUUUGUGGCAGCAAUCCUCUAUGACCUUGCUGUGGUUGGUGCCAUGAAUGUACUCCCACUGUUCUUGCUCAGGGAACCAUUAAGUUGGAAUGCCGUGGAGAUCGGCCACGGCAAUGCUGCUGGGUAUGUGAUCUUCAUUACCAGUUUCCUAGGGGUACUCGUGUUCUCCAGAUACCUGAGGGAUAUUACCAUGAUCAUGAUUGGAGUAGCAUCGUUCAGCGCUGGCAUUCUCAUCAUGGCCUUUGUGCGGUGGACAUUCCUGUUCUACAUUGCACGGGCAGUGAUGCUCUUUGCCCUCAUCCCCUUACCAACCAUCAGGUCCAUGUUGUCCAAGCAUGUUGAGGGAUCAUCCUACGGUAAGGUGUUUGUCCUGCUGCAGCUGUCUUUAGUCACCACGGGAGUAGUGACAUCUACAGUCUACAACAAAAUCUACCAAAACACACUGGACUGGUACAGCGGCUUCUGCUUCAUUUUGUCUUUUCUAGUUGGCUGCCUGAGUCUCAUCCCUUUAAGCUUUGUGGCCAUCAAACAACAGUCAACCACUGGCUCCCUUGAGAUUCUGACUGAGUAACAGAGGCAUCUUCUCAUUGUUAUCAUUAGUCCCUACAGUUACCAACACAACAGGACACAUAGCAUUUGUUUUUCCAUUUCACAGCAUGCCACAACCUCUUGGCCACUAAGCUUACCCAGGAAGAGAUGUUUGCCUUGUUAUUUCUGCAGCACGCACCCCAUCCUGCAGUGAAUGUACACUGCCUAUUGCACACCAGCAGUCCUUAGAGCAUUCUGCUAGGCUGGUUAGCAAUACCAAAGAGGGACAAGAAUAUAGGCUAUAAAUGAAAAUGGCAUUUCUAGACACAUCAUUCAGGGUGGAAGUGUAAAGCAGAGGAUCAGUUUUCCAUUAGUUCCUUCUUGUCUGUUAAUUCAUAAAUCUCAGGGCAGCUGUGUGACUUUGGCUGAGGAAACAGGGCUGCAAGCCACAUGCCAUGUGCACAGGGCCAUCAGCAGGAUACACCAGCUCUCCACCUCCUGUAGAUGUUAUCAGCCCAGACAAUUAAUGUUACAUACAAGACCAUUAAAUAGAGAAAUACCACAGUAAAAAUAUGUAAGAUUAACAGAAUUUUAGUAAUCCUUACAAUAAAACACCCCCAAACAGAUGUUCAUGACCCUGAUUUCCGGGAGAUUGUCCCACUGUCCCUGGACAGUCCUUCAACAGAGCUCAUGCAAGGACUAAGAGCUAAUGCUGGUGCUUCAGCUCACACCACCAAGAUGUGCUACUCCUGUAACAGGUUACAAACAGGUAAGUUCAGCACACAGCUCCUACAGGAUUUAUGGAGGUAUAGGGACACUGAUACCAUGUAAUAGGCACCACGCUGCCUCAGCUUUAAUCUGGGUUGGAAGGGAAUCUCAUACAACACAGCAAGUAGUGAGAUGAUGUCACAUUAAUCCAAACAUGAGUUAAAAGUCUGGCAUGUCUCACAUGGAUGUGUCUGCUUAAAUGCUAAUUGAACUAAGAAGGAUUAAGCGGCUUCCAAGGUCCUGGACUAAGUAAUGGGAAGUUAAAAGCCCUUAAAUAACUGAAAUAAUCUGGAGGUAAAUCAGGCAGCUUCAGUUUGAGCCAGAGGUAUAGCAAGCAGUUGUUUCAUCAUUACACAGUCCCUUGCUCUUAGGAAGUUGCUACCACCCUGUCGUUUCCCUGCCCCCCCUGCCCAAUCUUUCCUCAGCUCCUUCACUCUCAGUACCAGAAGUAAUGCAGAAACAGGUCAGAUAAUUUCUAGCUAGAUCAACUGGGGAAGAAGAUUUUAGGGGAAGAUAUUUCUACAGUAAAAUAGUAAGCUGCUUAGCAAAAUAAGCACACACAUAAUUUCACCAGUGAAGACUGCAAAAAAAAGAAACUUUAUUCUAAGUAAAGGAGUAAUCUUUUAUACAUUUAUUGGUCCAUUCCAUUAAAUUAAUUGAGGUAAACAAAUGGUGCAUUUAAAAAAAAUUUACACACUAAUAGAGAAUUACAAACAGUUUUACCUCAAAGCAUUUUUCUCCAUCAAUACUAGCUCCAUAGUAAACAAUGCACAAAGUAUAUUUAAUGAGAUAUAUGAAAGGGUAUAGAAACAUGCCAGCACCAGAAGGCAAGACAACAUUUCCUAGCCUGCGAGUCAGAACAAGAGCAUAGAUGCCAGAUUUGACUAAGUACAGGAAGCAAAAGCUUCCUUCCCAGUUUUACAUCAUUUACUAGCUAAUUCACACAGAGGUGUCUUUUCACAGCUUUCAUUUUAUAUUUUAAUGGUAUAAACAGUGACUCUAGUUCUGGUGAGUGGUUUAUAGAAUGAAAGCAGAAGAGUCUGGACAAGGAACCAGCACCGUUUUGGUCCCCAUCACUGACACCUUCAACACAAGUGUGUGAAGCUCACAGACAGCUUGACUUCAUCUGCAUGGCCAAACUCUCCAGACGUUAUGGAUGGAAAGUGGGAUGCAGGCACAGAAAAGCGAGAACAAGGAUGGUGCUUCUUUAUUUUAGACAAAAGCCCUUUGGCUCUUAUUGUAAGACUGGCCCUCAGCAAUCUGUGCAGUGGGAAUGUUGCACUGGCCACAAUGGUACAGCUUAAUCUGAAGGUAUGGAUACAUAUCCCAGCACCAGGGUUAAGGAAAUGGUUUAACUUCAAAGCACAGAAUACCAAGACCUUCAAAGUAGUCUAGGACAGUGACUAGUCUGUAUUGUUUUAGCAUGCCAUUUACGUAACGGUGAUCUACUUAUACCUCUUUGGAAAGUUCAUUAUUUUCUGCAGAUUUACUGUGCUUUAGGCAUGCAACCUUAAAACUUGUCCAGUUAAUUACUAAGUAUUUCUACAGGUCAGAUACUUCAGCAAGAUUUUCAAGGGCUAAGCACAGAAUUAAGCACUGCCAUUUUAGUUUGUAAAUUGGUUCAACAGCACUCUCAGAAAGCUUUAAAUGCCACAUUCAGUCUGCCAGAAGGCAAGUUUAUUCCUGUGAUCCCCAGUUUUACUUCAAAAGAGGGAAACAAAAAUAAUACAACAAGAAAUAGCAACUUGCCUGUCUUAAAAAAAAAAGUCCUCAUUUUAACCACAUUUGCUUAAUGUAGCCAAGGAAAAAAUGUUCUACCUUCAGAAUUUAAGAUGGCAGAACAUCUAAUGAGCUAAUUUAGUCUAUACAAUUUUGUUCAGUGGUUAUUAGGACAAGGAUUUUCAACAAUCAGCAACAAUAAUCAUAAGAAUAUCCAGUUAAAUUGUGCCUGUUUUAACAAAAGCAUGGCUCCUGUUAAAAUAACGAAUAGUCCCUGCUGAUCUGGGAAAGAACUCCUUGGUACCCCUGAAUCUGCAGGACUGACACCUGAAGCAAUAUGUGUCAUGAACAGGCUAUGCAGAGCCACUGCUUCAAGGCUACCGCACAGUACCUCCAGAGAACUGCUUUGUUCUCUGCCAUUCCUGCUUUGUUUCUAUCAGUUAUUCCACUAUUUUAUCCUUAGCACAAGUUCUAGUGCAGCAAAAAUCCAAGUAGAUUUCAGUGAAGAGUCAUACUUUAUUCUUUAAUACAACUCACACCAAAACUGUUUGUGUCUUCAGGGCUUACCUUAUCAUUUUUCAAUGUAUACCUGAAAAAGCCACAAUGUUUUAAUAUCUAUGUUUAUUGCAAGAUUUAGAACCUGAUAAGGUAUACAUGAACAAUGCAUGGUCCUUUACUGAACAUAGAAACAAGAUCUUGUGCUGGUGCUACUUAAGAGAAGAAACAAACACCACAGAAACUAUACAGAAGUAACUAUGCAGCAGUGAAUUAUGCAUCUGCUGAGAGGGCCUUGCCCUGGCUAUGCAUUAUGAGGAAAACUGGGCUGAUUUAAGGACUGCUGAAAGAACCACAUGUUAAACAGGCUUAUAAAAAGGUUGCUGACUACUUUUGGUGUCAUUUUGGUGCACAUGCAGAGAGUCAUCUUAAGUGACAUAACACUCAACAAGUUAUUCAAAGAUGAUGCUCCUGCACCUCUCCUGGUUCCAAUUUACCAGUAUCUUCUAUUUCUCUCACGGAAGUGUGGACCAUCCAAAGUAAAGACUUCUAUAAGGAUUACAGGAUAACAUGUUAAGAAUUUCACUCUCAUUUCAGGACUCAAUCUCCCUCUAACACCAGUUAUGUGAUACAAGUGUCACUCUGCACAUCUUUCAGGAAUUUCCUGCAACUUUUGUAGUUUUCCUGACUGGCAUGGCUGCCCCAAAUAUCACAGUCAGGAUCCUCCCCACACCUCACACGCAGCCUCUCCCUCAACUACCUUGUGAUUUACAACAUAAAAACAGACCACUCCACAGCCUGCAGGAACUGAAACCCACCUACGCACACUGCAGCAAUUCUGGCAGAAGACUUCUCCUUUGAAUAUCACAUUUUACUUCCCUUGUAAGAGCUUAAGAUGUUUUGGUCCAGAUCACAUAUGUUAUCCUGAUCUUCAGCAGCUCCAGCCUCAACAGUUACAUGUUGAUUUGAACUUCACUUGGUACUCUCCACUGUCCAUUAUGCUUCUCAUGAACAGCUGUGAUGUUAACUGCUGAAUUCCCCAGAAGCACCACCCACUUCAGUUUGACAUAAAGCAAAGCAGGAAGAGUCCCUUAGUGUUGUAAUGCAUCAGAUGAAACCACCUGUAGGAAAAAAACACCAUUCUUUCUACUCAUCUUAUGCUGUUUAUUUUAAUAAGAUGGUGGGAAGACUGACUAAAUAUUAGUUCAAAACAUAUUUUGCUUCAGUCCCAGUGAUGUUGUAGAGUCAACUAAAAAAUUCCAUUUACUCUACGUGAACUAAAUCAAAAAGUAUGUUGGUCUUUCUUUGUGGAAAACGGGGAAGACAGAAAGACAGACUGUUAGAUAGUAUGCAAGUGCUUAUUCUAGAUUGCUGCAAGAUGAUCCCCUUAAGUACUUCCCCUGAACAAGAGGAGUUUGUGAUUCUGAACCUAACAGUAACUUAAACCAGAGUUCUCACUUACACCAAAAGCUGCAUAUUGACAAACUGACCUUAAAACAAGAAACAUAGUUCAUUUAGUACCACAGAGCUGUCAAUGAAGGCUGAGCCGAAAAGAAAAAUUUCUUAAAAUGUCUUAUACUUUUUCAUGCAGAGAGCACCCUCUCAUUAGGCUGACAGCUACCACAGUGCUGCAAUAACUCAUCUUGAGAGUUCCAUAAAGCCACCAGGCUGAGAAGGCUGGCUGCAUGUUCAGUUGGUGUUUAUGAAGGAAUAAAUUCUAAAUCAGACUAGCGCGCCUGGUAGGUUGUUACAGGAGAACAGAGAAGUUGCACAAAAUCAAUCACUGUUCACAUUCUUUGCAAGAAUGUUGCCAGAGAACAAGUAAUCACUCAAAUUUAGCAGUAAGCGGAGUUAUUUAUUGCCCUAAAUCCCAGUAUUACACUCAUGAGCCCCAAUCCCCCCCUCACUAGGGAUGGUUAAACACAUCAGCAUUCCUGAGGCCAUUAAUACCAAGUAGGCAUUUACUUCAGGUUGGACUGCAAGAGCAAGGACAAAAAAGAGACUUGCAGAAGCAGCUGCAAUUCUAAAGGCCAACCAAAACUACUCAGAAAAUAGAUCUGUAACAAAAGCAAUCCUAAAAGACUUGCCAUGUGGUUCAGCAGAGACAGGUAUGAAGUCUAUGUGUACCUAAUAGGGUACCCAUCUAUCCCCCACCAACCCAUUUAAGGCAAGUUUCACACACUCUUGCCCUGCUUGGUGGAAGGAAUCAUUUGACACCCUUUGGCUUCUCCAAAGAAAGCAUGGGGAGAGAAAGCAGAGUUCUACUUUUACUACAGCAGGCAUCUUCAGGUGCCUAAAGUGGCUCUAGUAAAACCCAUAUAUAAAGUAUGGUGUAAGAGAUCUCCACCACACACCUUCCAGAGCUAACUGUGGAAAAAUUAAAAAUUCAUGCUUCUUCCCCCACUCCCACAACCUUCAAAAAGCUGCAGUCCAACUCAUUCCCACAGCUAGGCUGGUUUUGAUCCCCAAGUCAGUCACAAGAACACUUCAGUCAACUGACAUUACUUCAUAAUCACCAAGGUAAACAAAGAUACUCAGUAUGAACCAACAGCAUGCCACACUUACAAAAACCACAAUUCAUGCUUGCAUCACCAGCUAUCUGCAGCUGGUAUUGGUAUGGUCUGCCUAGAAACAGCCCAACUCCCGGACAGAAAAGUCUACAGAGACCAUUUCUUCCAGAGGGAGCACACGGGU
Molecule: messenger RNA, 7314 nt
Organism: Pseudopodoces humilis (Tibetan ground-tit)
Lineage: Eukaryota; Metazoa; Chordata; Aves; Passeriformes; Paridae
Gene: SLC46A2
Product: solute carrier family 46 member 2
Biological process (GO): transmembrane transport
Cellular component (GO): membrane
Molecular function (GO): transmembrane transporter activity
Source: RefSeq, a predicted model, not a curated record